Molecule: messenger RNA, 1956 nt
Organism: Chenopodium quinoa (quinoa)
Lineage: Eukaryota; Viridiplantae; Streptophyta; Magnoliopsida; Caryophyllales; Amaranthaceae
Product: LRR receptor-like serine/threonine-protein kinase GSO1
Exons: 1
Coding region: 1-1956 (651 amino acids)
Molecular function (GO): protein binding
Source: RefSeq, a predicted model, not a curated record
AUGUUGGAUUUAAGCAAUAACAAGAUCGCGGGCAAAUUGCCUUAUUGGUUGGGGUACUUGAGAAAUCUUAGACGGUUGAAUCUAGGAGGUAAUAAAUUAGUUGGAUUGAUUCCAACAUCAAUUGGAAGAUUGCCAUACUUGGAAGAGUUAAGUCUAUUUAGGAAUGGACUCAAUGGAACCAUACCGACUUCUCUUCAUGAACUUUCAUCCUUGCAAAUGUUAGACUUGUCACACAAUUUCUUGAAUGGCAAUGUUCCAUCUUUUCUAGGACAGUUGCAUUCUCUAAUCCUUUUGCAACUGUCAAACAAUUCCUUGACCGGAACCAUCCCGGAAGUCCUUGGACAGCACAAGACACUGGUGAGAAUUAGCCUCUCAUCGAAUUUUUUGGAAGGCGUAGUGUCAGACUCUCACUUCACCAACCUCUCUAGUCUAAAGAGUUUAGACCUACGCUUCAACUCAUUGAUCUUGAAUCUUACUUCUGACUGGAAACCUCCGUUUCAACUCGAUGAACUUCAGUUAAGUUUCUGUAGAAUUGAAAGCCAGAUUCCUCAAUGGAUUCAAUCACAAAAACAGCUCAUUUUCAUGGACCUUUCGAAUACAGGGAUUUCAGGGGAUUUGCCAGAAUGGUUUUGGAACAUGAAGUUUUUUGGACUAAUUUUGUCCCACAAUCAUCUUACAGGUUCAAUCACAAACUUAUCCUUUGAGCUCUCUUAUGGAGACCUUUCAUAUAACUUGUUUUCGGGGUCUCUCCCACAAGGUCAAGUGCUCGACAAUGGCCUCGUUCGAACUUCUUUGUGCCAUUUGAAGAUACUGAAUGUGCUGGAUCUUCAGAGAAACAUGCUAUCAGGCACAAUACCUGACUGCUGGAGUUCUGAACAAGUGUAUACUAUCAAUUUGUCCUCGAAUAAUCUUUCAGGGCUCAUUCCCAAGUCCAUAGGACUACUUCCUAACUUGUUAUUUUUGAAUUUGAACAACAAUUCACUUGAAGGGAAUAUUCCUAAGACUUUCAACAAGUCUAGAGGAUUGAUCAUUCUAGAUCUUGGUGAAAAUAAGCUAUCAGGGGACAUGCCAAAAUUCAGGGCAAAAAGCCACCCGAAUCUGCAAAUCCUCAGAUUACGAGGAAAUCAACUUGUUGGGGCUCUUCCAGUACAACUUUGCUCACUUCCUUGGCUUCAAAUCCUCGACCUUGCAAGCAACAAUCUGACCGGGAACAUUCCUCAAUGUUUUGGCAACUUAAACGGUAUGGUGUUGCUUCCCACAACUCGUAAUUCAAGUGCAUCAUCACCUACAUUUCCCAUUGAACAAACUACCAUGGAGGUGUUGAAAGGGCAAGAGCUACAAUACACCACCAAUCUUAAGUUUGUAGUGAACUUAGAUCUUUCAUGCAACGGCUUAGUAGGCUCAAUCCCUGAGGAGCUUACUAAUUUAGCAGGACUUGUUGGCUUCAACUUGUCGAACAAUCAUCUAACAGGAAUUAUACCUCAGAAGAUUGGUAAUAUGAAAUCAUUAGAGUCCCUUGACCUGUCUAACAAUAUGAUUUCAGGGACAAUUCCUCCAAGCAUAUCCGCGUUGAAUUUCUUGAGCCACUUAAACUUGUCCUACAACAAGCUUCACGGUACAAUCCCAACAGGAAACCAACUCCAAACUCUUGAUGACCCAUCAUUGAUUUAUGCUGGCAACCCAGGUUUAUGUGGAGAUGCAUUGCCGAAAAAAUGCAAAAUCAAACAAGGUGUUCAACAAGGAUCAAGCCAUGCUCAAGAGGAGGAGGAUGACCCUCAAGAGGUGGAACUCUAUGUUGUCGUAUUUCUUGAUUUUGCUACCGGGUUUUGGGGAGUGGUUGGAAGUUUAGUGCUCAUGCCGGGGUGGAGACACGCUGUUUUCCGGCAUAUUGAGAAUAUCAUGAAUUUCUUGGGCGCUCGAGUUGUGUUAAAGAUCAACAGCUUCAGAAAUUUAUGA